Messenger RNA from Exophiala spinifera, 1662 nucleotides. Its product is annotated as 1-pyrroline-5-carboxylate dehydrogenase. Bases 1 to 1662 code for a protein of 553 amino acids. The transcript has 2 exons. Gene Ontology annotation, molecular function: L-glutamate gamma-semialdehyde dehydrogenase (NAD+) activity. NCBI's taxonomy places the organism in Eukaryota, Fungi, Ascomycota, Eurotiomycetes, Chaetothyriales, Herpotrichiellaceae. Gene Ontology annotation, cellular component: mitochondrial matrix. The record is from RefSeq and is a predicted model, not a curated record.
AUGUCCACGCUCGCCGCGUUCAAACUGCCCACCAUCUCCAACGAACCGAACAAACACUACGCCAAAGGCUCGCCGGAGCGAGCAGGGCUGGUGUCCGCCCUGGAAACGUUCAAGUCCAAGAUGCCGCUCGAAGUGCCGCUCGUGGUCUCCGGCGAAGCGAUCAAGACGUCGUCGGUACUCGCCCAGCACAGCCCGUCUUCACACGCGACGUCGGUCGCCAGCUACUCGAACGCGUCGGCGGCGGAGGUGCAAAAGGCCAUCGACGGAGCACUGGCCGCGAAGCCGGCGUGGGAAUCGCUCCCGUUCGCCGACCGAGCGGCCAUCUUCCUCAAGGCGGCGGACCUGAUCAGCACAAAGUACAGGUACGAGAUCAUGGCGGCGACGAUGCUGGGACAGGGCAAGAACGCAUGGCAGGCCGAGAUCGACGCGGCGGCCGAGCUGGCUGACUUUCUGCGGUUCAACGUGCGGUACGCCGAGGAGCUGUACGCACAGCAGCCCCCCUACAACUCUCCAGGCGUGUGGAACAGGGUCGAGUACCGCCCCCUCGAAGGGUUCGUGUACGCCAUCUCCCCCUUCAACUUCACGGCCAUCGGCGGCAACCUGGCGGGAGCCCCCGCGUUGAUGGGCAACGUGGUGGUGUGGAAGCCGAGCCCGUCGGCGAUCGCGUCCAACUACCUCAUCCACCAGAUCCUGACCGAGGCCGGACUGCCCGCGGGGGUCGUCCAGUUCGUGCCCGGCGACGCCGAGGAGGUGACGAAGGUGGUACUGGCGCACAAGGAGUUUGCCGCCCUGCACUACACGGGGUCGACAGCCGUGUUCCGCAAGCUCUACGGCCAGAUCGGCGAGGGCAUCGCCGCAGGUCGGUACAAGGGAUACCCCCGGAUCGUCGGGGAGACGGGCGGCAAGAACUUCCACCUCGUGCACCCAACCGCCGACGUCGACAACGCCGUGGCCCAGACCGUGCGCGGCGCCUUCGAGUACCAGGGCCAGAAGUGCAGCGCGUGCUCGAGGCUGUACGUGCCGGCGUCGCUGUGGGAGGCCGGGUUCAAGGCCAAGCUGGUCACGGCGACCGAGUCGCUCAAGGUCGGCGCGCCAGACGAGAACUUUGGCCACUUCAUCGGCCCCGUCAUCCACGACGCGAGCUUCAAGAAGCUGUCGGCCGUGAUCGACGACGCCGCGAAACCCGACUCGGGCCUCGAGCUGAUCGCCGGCGGCCACUACGACAACUCGCGCGGAUACUUUGUGCAGCCGACCAUCUACGUCGCCAAGGACCCCUCCCACAAGAACUUCACCACCGAGUUCUUCGGCCCGAUCCUGACGUGCCACGUCUACGACGACUCCAAGCCCGCUGCAUUCGAGGACGUCUGCAAGCUGAUCGACAGCACGUCGGAAUAUGGUCUCACCGGUGCCGUGUUUGCUCAGGACCGCGCCGCGGUACGGUACGCCGAGGACGCUCUACGGAACGCGGCGGGGAAUUACUAUAUCAACUGCAAGUGUACAGGUGCCGUAGUAGGUCAACAACCCUUUGGAGGAGCCAGAGCAUCAGGAACAAACGACAAAGCCGGCUCUGCAGCGAUCCUGUCCCGGUUCGUCAGUAUGAGAUCGAUCAAGGAGGAGACGCUACCUAUUUCCCAAGUCGAGUACCCAUCCAACGACGUCUAG